UUGUGUCAUUUUUAUGUUCUCCAUCACAGACACACACACACACUCGCUCCAGUGAUGGCAUUGUCGUUUCUCCGGUGGAUCUUUGGGCUCCUGAUGCUCCUGGUCGUUUCUCACAGUGUGUGUGUGAUAUUUUAUUACACAGCUGACACACACUCAUCCAGAGAGGCGAUGCCGGACACGCUUCAGCAGCUGCGCUGCGCUAAACUCAGACGCAAAUUCUCCGUCAUCACGUCCGUCAAAAGACUAAACAUGGAGAGUUUCACCGAGGAACUCGAUGAUUUCUUAAAGUGUCCGCAGAAACCGAACACGACCGAGCAGGAGCUAAACAGAAUGAAGCUGCAGUUAUGCUGUAACGCCACAGGAUCAAUAUUCCUCACCAAACGCAACACAGCCGUCAAUCAGACCAUCCCGUAUGAGACGAGCACUAAAAGCACAUACACAAUGAAUGCAGCCAUUCACAACAUGCUGCCUGAGGAUUUCCCCUGGAGCGGUCGUCGUCUGGGUCGGUGUGCUGUGGUUGGCAGUGGUGGGAUUCUGAAGAACAGCAGCUGUGGACGUGAGAUCGACAGCGCAGACUUCGUCAUACGGUUUAAUUUGGCGUCGAUUAAUGACAGUGAUGUUGGGCUGAAGACGGAUCUGGUGACCAUCAACCCCAGUCAGAUUCAGAGAGAAUACAAAAAUAUGGUGCAGGAUCCGGAUCCGUUGGUGGAGCGGGUCAGUGUGUACGGAAACGCCUCCCUCGCUAUGGCCGCCUUUGCCUACACCUUCUGCACUGGAAAGUCAAUGACAACUCUCAAAGCCCUCCAUCCAGUCAGACCUCAGCAGCCGGUGGUGUUCUUCAGCCCCCUUUACCUACGAACACUGGACCGUUUCUGGAAGGGGCGUGGCCUGAAGUCGAUCCGCCUCUCAUCUGGGUUUAUGUUAAUUAACACGGCGCUGGAACUGUGUGAGCAUGUGCAUGUUUACGGAUUCUGGCCCUUUGGAACGGACCUGAAGGACAAUCCGGUACCGUAUCAUUACUACGACGCGUUGAGUCCGCACCGUUACAUGCACAAAAUGCCGGAGGAGUUUGUGCGGCUUCUGCAGCUACACAGCCAGGGGGCGCUGACACUGCACCUGCGGCCCUGCGUGGACUUGUAAUCUUAUUUUAAAUGUCUAUGACUGUGAUUUAUUUAUAUGAGAGGACAAAUCAGUGGCGAGAGGUGACUUUUUUUUAACCGGGUAUGCUGAAUGCUAACAAACCCCCCCCAUCGGCUUUUAGGACACUCUCAAAAGCCAAGUAAAAACCGCCAAAUAACGUUUACACGUAGUUACUUUAUGAUACGUAGCCUAAUAUUCAGAGGGUGGAGAGAAGGUGGAUUCCCUCGCUCUAUAUGUCUCUGCAUCGACUGAAUGAUUUUUAAUUUAAUUUUAUUGUUUUAUUCCCAGUGAAUGGGAAUUAAAACUCCCACCCGGGUGACACUACUUCGAUAAUAGACCAAGCACAAUACCAGUCUUUAAAAUAUUGCCAAGUAACAUUGCAAACAACAAUAAAAUCAGAGAAGGACUUUAACCGAAAA
This is a messenger RNA of Sinocyclocheilus grahami, 1559 nucleotides long. RefSeq names its product alpha-2,8-sialyltransferase 8F-like. Gene Ontology annotation, biological process: N-glycan processing; oligosaccharide metabolic process. Bases 55 to 1140 code for a protein of 361 amino acids. The record is from RefSeq and is a predicted model, not a curated record. The transcript is spliced from 7 exons. Gene Ontology annotation, molecular function: alpha-N-acetylneuraminate alpha-2,8-sialyltransferase activity. Lineage: Eukaryota; Metazoa; Chordata; Actinopteri; Cypriniformes; Cyprinidae.